AUGGAAAGCAGAAACAAGAAAUUAGACUACGUUGACGCGCCACAAAGUUAUGAAGCAGAUUCUGAAACCUUCGCAAGACACAAUAUUCUCUGCGAGAAGAAAGGACUUUGGACUCUGCCAGCUGAUUUUCCACAGACGAUUCUUGAGUGCUUCCAACGAGGAAGAGAAACCGCCGGUGAUAAUGCUAUCAUUUGUGGCACUCCGACGCCAGAUUUGACAGAUUACACGACCCGUACUUAUGGCGAGUUCGCUGCAACAUCUCAAUACCUGGCGAAUUCACUGAAAAAGCACGGACUUAUCAGUGGAGAAAGCAAAAUUGCGAUCUACUCGUCGAAUUGCUACGAAUACGACGCAGUAAUCAUUGGAGGAUACUAUCAAAAUAUAUGCAAUGUUUCGCUUUACGAUACUUUUGGCGAACAAGCAGUCAAAUACAUUCUUGAGCACAUUGAAGCUCCAAUCUGCUUCGUUCAAAAUCAAAAGAAACUUGACCUCAUUCUCAAAAUCAAGCCUGCUCAUCUUCAAACAAUCGUUGUGUUUCAAAAAUUCAAGAAGGUCAAGUCUUCCAAUUAUAAAAUCAUAAGUUUCGAUGAUUUCAUUGCCAUCGGAAAAGACAGCUCGUUUGAUAAUGUUCCGCCGACUUCUUCAGACAUUGCUACGAUCAAUUAUACAUCCGGCACGACUGGCGAUCCGAAAGGCGUCGUCUUGACUCACAAGAACAUCUGCACCGUCUGCUGUGGCAUUACAAUCUUCUCGGUCAAAGAGCCUUGGAAAACAAGCGAUGUGUGGUUCAGCUAUUUGCCGAUGGCUCACAUUUUCGAACGCGGCGUCCACUGUACUAUGAUGCUUGCUGGCGGCUCCUGGUACUUUGGCACUGGCAACAUCAAGACUAUGAUGCAGGAGAUAAAAAAUGUUAGGCCAACGGUGUUUGGAUCAGUCCCAAGAGUGAUGAACAGAAUCUACGAAAAAAUACAAAAUCAGAUGGAAGACAGCAGAGCAAAGAAUUUCAUGUUCAACAGAGCGACAAAAGCGAAACGAAAACAUCUUGAUAAAGGAAACGUCGAGAGUUUUACCAUGUGGAAUUGGCUUCCGCUAGGAAAAGCAAGGAAAAAUCUUGGAGGAAGAGUUCACACUUGGGUCUGCGGCGCAGCUCCUUUGGAUCCAAAAGUUAAAGGAUUUAUAAAGGAGGUUUUUGGCUGCUACAUUGUCGAAGCCUACGGUCAAACUGAAAAUGUUGGCUGCGGCACUGGGACAUCCUUCACCAAUUAUCAAAAGGAAGACGGCAGCGUUGGAGUGCCCCAGCCUUGGAACGAACUUAAACUUGUUGACGUGCCCGACAUGGAUUAUUAUGCGCGCGAUGGAAAAGGAGAAAUCUGCUUCCGUGGCGACAACGUCAUGCAAGGCUAUUACAACGAUCCUGGCAAGACUGCUGAGACUAUCGAUGAAGAUGGCUGGUUGCACACGGGCGAUAUUGGCACCUGGUUGGAGAACGGGACCAUCAAAAUUAUUGACAGGAAGAAGCACAUCUAUAAAACUGCUCAGGGCGAAUAUAUCGCGCCGGAGAAAAUCGAGGGCAUCUACGGGAAGCAUACGCAAAUCAUGCAAAUGUUCCUCUCGGGAUCCUCCCUCCAGGCGAUGAACGUGGCAAUCAUCGUUCCAAAUGAAGAGUCCUUCAUGAAGCAAUAUGGAAAAGGACGAAGCUUCAAGGAUGCGUGUGCCGAUAUCGACACGGCCGCUCAAUUUCUCGGCGCGCUUAAUGAUUAUGCACGAAAAGACGGAGUCAAGGGUCAUGAAAUUCCGAAGGCGUGCUUCUUGGAGACCGAACCUUUUUCAAUCGAAAACGGUCUCCUAACGCCAACUCAAAAAGCAAAACGCCCAGCGAUUCAGAAACAUUACCAAGAAGUUAUCGACUCACUCUACAAAGAAUUGAACGGAUCAUAG
Messenger RNA from Oikopleura dioica, 1938 nucleotides. The record is from the annotation of a GenBank genome assembly. NCBI's taxonomy places the organism in Eukaryota, Metazoa, Chordata, Appendicularia, Copelata, Oikopleuridae.